AUGGAGUGUUGUUGGAGAGAAUUGUACGAGGAAUGGGAUCUUGCCGAGAAUAAGUGGUUGAGCAACUUGUACUCACUGAGGGAUAAGUGGGGUCCAGCUUUUAAUCGUGAUAUAUUCUCAGCUGGGAUUAGAUCUACUCAACGAAGUGAGAGCACAAACAAGGUUUUCAAGCAGAUGUCUUGUGGCACAAUGACAUUGACAGAGUUUGUGAACCACUAUGAGAAGCGAGCUGAGAAGAUGCGUGAAGCGCAGGCUAUGGAUGAUUUUGAGUGCGUUAGCGGUAGACCUCGGCGAAUUGUGAACACAGGGAUUAUCAAACAUGCAUCUGAGGUGUACACUAUACACAGUUUCAGAAAGUUUCAAGAGGAGUUCCUCGCUGUUAUGGAAUGGCGUGUUGCUAAUACACAUGUUGAGGAUGCAGCUUGUACUUUUGUUAUGGUUCAGGAGUUUGGGCAAAGGCAACACACGGUUCAUUUCAAUGUUAAUGAGCUGACAAUUGCUUGCACAUGUAAAUUCUUCGAGUCAAAAGGUUGGUUGUGCCGACAUGCACUAUGUGUCAUGAACAACCAUGUUAACCUCAGUAACAUUCCAAAUCAAUAUGUUUUGCAAAGAUGGAGAAAAAAUGCGAGAGGAGUUUCCAUUGGUGACUACUAUGGUUCAAGCUCUAAAGAUACAGUAUCACCACUGACACUGCAUUCAAAGGAUCUAAUGCGACUACCCUUCAGUGUGAUGAGCCUUUGUGCAAAAGACGUUGCUACUGUUUAG
Messenger RNA from Punica granatum (pomegranate), 765 nucleotides. The record is from RefSeq and is a predicted model, not a curated record. NCBI's taxonomy places the organism in Eukaryota, Viridiplantae, Streptophyta, Magnoliopsida, Myrtales, Lythraceae.